Molecule: messenger RNA, 1069 nt
Organism: Notodromas monacha
Lineage: Eukaryota; Metazoa; Arthropoda; Ostracoda; Podocopida; Cyprididae
Source: the annotation of a GenBank genome assembly
GAAAAUUGGCAUUUUCCGGUCUGGCAGGUCCAACAGGGACCAUCACAUGAAGCACCAUCACCGAGGUGGAAUGCUUGCCGGUGUAGUGGGCGUCGUGGGAGGCCCGGGUUCCGGAAAGGACGAUGCCGUGUCGUUGCCGGACUCGGUUAUUGUGACGACUCGCCCUGUGCCUUUGAAGGACUUUGCUGAGCAUUAUCGCAUCAUGGCUGCCGACUCGGAUUUCCGAUUUUCCGAGGAAUACGAAGAGCUGAAGCACAUCGGAAGAGAUCAGGCGUGUACUGCCGCAGAUUUGCCCGUGAAUCGUCCGAAGAAUCGAUUCACGAAUAUUCUUCCGUACGACCAUUCGCGGUUCAAAUUGCAGCCAACUGAUGACGAAGAUGGCACAGACUACAUCAACGCCAACUACGUUUCCGGUUACAAUUCUCCCCGUGAAUUUAUUGUGACACAAGGCCCAUUGCAUUCGACACGAGACGAUUUUUGGAGAGCUUGCUGGGAAAGUGGAUCCAGGGCGAUUGUCAUGUUGACGAGAUGCAUCGAGAAAGGGAGAGAAAAGUGCGAUCAUUAUUGGCCUUAUGACACGCAGCCCGCUUACUACGGGGACAUACAGGUCAUUGUGUUGAAUGAAAGUCAGUAUCCCGACUGGACAAUCCGGGAAUUCAAGGUUACCAGGGGUGAUUCCUCGAGGAUGAUGAGGCACUAUCACUUCACGACGUGGCCUGAUUUCGGAGUCCCUGAACCGCCGCAAACUUUGGUCCGCUUUGUCAGGGCGUUCAGAGAAAGAGUCGGACCUGAACAAAAGCCCAUCGUUGUGCAUUGCAGUGCUGGAGUCGGAAGAAGUGGGACAUUCAUAGCACUGGACAGACUGCUGUUCCACAUAAAGAAAGAAGACUACGUGGACAUAUUCGGGAUGGUGUACGAGAUGCGUAAAGAACGCGUUUGGAUGGUGCAAACUGAGCAACAGUAUAUUUGCAUUCAUCAAUGCCUCCUUGCUGUGUUAGAGGGCCGAGAAAACGUGAUGCCGUUGCGCGAAAUACACCAGAACGAGGCCUUCGAAGGACUUUUCGUCUAA